This is a messenger RNA of Eucalyptus grandis, 1695 nucleotides long. Its product is annotated as PYK10-binding protein 1-like. The record is from RefSeq and is a predicted model, not a curated record. Gene Ontology annotation, molecular function: carbohydrate binding. The transcript is spliced from 6 exons. The coding region runs from base 1 to 1695 and encodes 564 amino acids. Lineage: Eukaryota; Viridiplantae; Streptophyta; Magnoliopsida; Myrtales; Myrtaceae.
AUGCUUUUUGGGCCUUUUGGAGGUGAUGGUGGAGAUCCUUGGGAUGAUGGAAGAUACAUUGACAUAAAGAGGAUUGUUGUUCGUUACUCAGACUUCAUUUAUUCCAUCGAUUUUGAUUAUGUCAACAUGGAUGGUUCUAUUCGAUCCACGACGCAUGGUCAAAAUCUUGGGGGACACAUCUAUGAGGUUGAAUUGGGUUACCCAGAUGAGUUUGUAACCUCAUUUUCAGGUUUCUUCACCGGCAUUAUCAACUCGCUCACAUUUCGAACCAACAAAAGAAUAUGGGGACCCAUUGGUAGAGAGAAAGGGGAGUACUUCUCCUUGCCACCGGAAGUCAGGAAAGUUGUCGGUUUUUUCGGGACUAGUGGUGAUUUUCUUGAAUCUAUCGGAGCACAAGUCAAGCUUUACUCUAACAAGCUCUAUCCCUUUAAGUCUGUGGGGUUAUUUGGGAGUUCGAAUGCAUCAUUUUGGGAUGAUGGCAAUAAGCAUACCAAUGUAAGGAAAAUCAUUGUUGAAUUUGAACCAAGUAAAGGGCCAUUGAUCCAAUCAAUCGCAUUUCAGUCCCCAUACAUACAUCGAAUAGAUGAUCCGGAUGAGUAUCUAACUUCUAUAUCAGGUUACAUAAUGGGCGGCAUUACAUCUCUCACAUUUCAAACAAACAAAAAAACGAUCGGACCUAUUGGUGGUGAAUUGGGAAGGCACUUCUCAUGUCUUGCAACGGGUGGGCAAAUUGUUGGAUUUUACGGGUGGAGUGGUGAACAUCUUGAAGCAAUUGGAGCGCAUUUUGAACCGAUCUCGCAUCUCCACCCAAUCAAAUCAAUUGGGCCAUUUGGAGGCCUAGGUGGAUGUGCUUGGGACGACGGGAAAUUCAACGGAGUGAGGGAAAUUAAGGUAAUGCACGACAACAUUAUCCAUUACAUCAUGUUUGUAUACGACAAGAGUGGUGAACGAGUUUGCUCAGUUAUAAACGGUGGCCACUCAGGAGAAUACAUGGCCAACAUCACCAAGGUCAAAUUGGAUUAUCCACGAGAGUACUUGACAUCGAUCUCAGGUUACAAGCGUGCGAAUGGGGAUGACGACAUCAAUAAUGCUAUUGUUCAGUCGCUCACAUUUCACACUAAUAAAGGGAGACAUGGUCCAUUUGGUAAGGAGACGGGGAAGUACUUUUGGUAUCCAUCAACCGGAACCAGAAUCAUUGGCUUUUACGGAAGGUGCAGGGAGACUCUCAACUCCAUAGGCGUGUACGCGGAGCCCAUACCGCACCUGUAUCCUUUCCAAACCAUCGGACCCUUUGGAGGCUCCGGGGGAACCGAAUGGGAUGAUGGAGUGCAUACUGACGUGAGGACAUUUGAUAUAACCGUCGGCGAUGUAAUUCAAUCCGUCGGGAUUACGUACGAUAACAAUGGUUCCCCGGGCGUACGCCCUCCACAUGGCGGAACAAAAGAGCCUUCGUUCAUCCGGCUCUUGCUGGAUUAUCCCAAGGAGCGUCUAGUUUCGAUAUCAGGCUACACUAACGGAUAUGGAAACAAUCCCGACAACAUCAUCCACAGCCUGAAAAUACAUACGACAAAAACCACUUACGGGCCAUUCGGAUCAAAGGAUGCUCGUGGAAGGUUAACGGAAUUUCAUAUCCCGUCAGCAUCAGGUGGUGGUAGGAUUGUUGGCUUUUUUUGGAAGGGCGGGAUCGCGUCUUAA